Molecule: messenger RNA, 960 nt
Organism: Lepus europaeus (European hare)
Lineage: Eukaryota; Metazoa; Chordata; Mammalia; Lagomorpha; Leporidae
Product: putative olfactory receptor 2W6
Exons: 1
Coding region: 1-960 (319 amino acids)
Biological process (GO): G protein-coupled receptor signaling pathway
Cellular component (GO): membrane
Molecular function (GO): olfactory receptor activity; G protein-coupled receptor activity
Source: RefSeq, a predicted model, not a curated record
AUGUGGCCACAGGUGAUGGGAGACGGCAACACCAGCUCCUUCGAAGGCUUCAUCCUGGUGGGCUUCUCUGACCGGCCCCGCCUAGAGCUGACCCUCUUCAUAGUGGUCCUCACCUUCUACCUGCUGACCCUUCUGGGCAACGCGACCAUCAUCCUGCUUUCGGCCUUGGACUCCCGGCUGCACACGCCCAUGUACUUCUUUCUGGCCAAUCUCUCAUUCCUGGACAUGUGCUUCACCACGGGCUCCGUCCCUCAGAUGCUCUACAACCUGUGGGGCCCCGACAAGACCAUCAGCUACGUGGGCUGUGCCAUCCAGCUCUACUUCGUGCUGGCCCUGGGCGGUGUGGAGUGUGUCCUGCUGGCUGUCAUGGCCUAUGACCGCUAUGCUGCUGUCUGCAAGCCCCUGCACUACGCCGUCAUCAUGUACCCACGUCUCUGCGGGCAGCUGGCUUCCGUGGCCUGGUUGAGUGGCUUCGGCAACUCCCUCAUCAUGGCACCCCAGACACUGAUGCUACCUCGCUGUGGGCACAGGCGUGUGGAGCACUUUCUCUGCGAGAUGCCAGCACUAAUUGGCAUGGCCUGUGUGGAUACAAUGGCCCUUGAGGCACUGGCCUUCGCCUUGGCCAUCUUCAUCAUCCUGGUGCCACUCUUCCUCAUCCUCAUCUCUUACAGUUACAUUGCACGAGCCGUGCUCAGGAUCAAAUCAGCCGCUGGGCGAAAGAAAGCCUUCAACACCUGCAGUUCCCACCUCAUCGUUGUCUCUCUCUUCUACGGAACAAUCAUAUACAUGUACCUCCAACCAGCAAAUACGUCUUCCCAGGACCAGGGCAAAUUCCUCACGCUUUUCUACACGAUCGUCACUCCCAGUGUUAACCCCCUGAUCUAUACACUGAGGAACAAAGACGUCAAAGAGGCCGUGAAGAAGGUGCUGGGGAAGGGCAGUGCAAAAGCAGAACCGUGA